Messenger RNA from Abrus precatorius (Indian licorice), 1435 nucleotides. Its product is annotated as probable 6-phosphogluconolactonase 2. The coding region runs from base 74 to 877 and encodes 267 amino acids. Gene Ontology annotation, molecular function: 6-phosphogluconolactonase activity. Lineage: Eukaryota; Viridiplantae; Streptophyta; Magnoliopsida; Fabales; Fabaceae. The record is from RefSeq and is a predicted model, not a curated record. The transcript is spliced from 4 exons. Gene Ontology annotation, biological process: carbohydrate metabolic process; pentose-phosphate shunt.
CUUCCACAUUCGUCAGCUUCUUCUGUGUGCCAUCCCUUCUUCUUUUUCUUUAGCUAUUGGACUCUUUGAAACCAUGGCUCUCUCUGGUGGCGAUAAAAAUAGAGGAGAGUUGAGGAUUCAUGAGAGUGUGGAUGAGCUAAAGACCGAUUUGGCAGACUAUGUUGCGGAGUUAUCAGAGGCAUCUGUGAAAGAGCGAGGAGUCUUUGCCAUUGCUUUAUCUGGUGGUUCUCUCAUUGGCUUAAUGGGAAAACUCUGCGAAGCUCCUUAUAACAAGACAGUGGACUGGUCCAAGUGGUAUAUCUUCUGGGCUGAUGAGCGUGUUGUGGCGAAAAACCAUGCUGAUAGCAAUUAUAAGCUUGCUAAAGAUGGCCUUUUGUCCAAGGUGCCUAUUGUCCCCAGCCAUGUACAUUCUAUUAAUGAUUCAGUGUCAGCAGAGGAAGCUGCUGAUGAUUAUGAGUUUGUCAUACGUCAGUUAGUGAAAACCCGUGUUAUUAGUGUGUCAGAGAGUAGCGACUGUCCCAAGUUUGAUCUCAUUCUGCUCGGAUUGGGUCCGGAUGGCCACGUUGCUUCUUUGUUUCCUAAUUACUCAGCACUAAAUGAAAGGGAAGAAUGGGUGACUUUCAUCACUGACUCCCCCAAACCUCCACCUGAGAGAAUCACAUUCACCUUGCCUGUUAUCAAUUCUGCAUCGAAUGUUGCAGUAGUUGUCACAGGUGAGAGCAAAGCAGAAUCUGUACACUUGGCGAUAGAUGAUGUUGGACCUGACUGCCCGUUAAUACCAGCACGAAUGGUCCAACCCACUACGGGGAAGUUAGUGUGGUUCUUGGAUAAACUGGCUGCUUCAAAACUUGAAGAUUCCAACAGUUUGAACAAGUAGAACUUGAUGAGGUGUAAGUUUGUAUUUAGUGUUAAGGGAUUUUACAAGUGUUGAUCAUAUCCUUAGAUCCUAUUUCUUUUCUCUUGGAUAGAAAGUCUCUUUUUUUGCCUUUUCUUGCUCUUUCUUGGGAAGUUGUUUGGAAAAAGUGUGGUAUAGAUUUUGUAAGCGGCCAAUAAAAGUCAUGGAGAGCAUCAUUUCAAGUUCCAACUCCUUGCUUGCCUUCUAAUUCCUCAUUGGGUUAUUGGCUAUGAUGAUGAUCUGACCUGUUAGCAAUUUAGGAAGGAAAAUCAGGUUCAUUUAAUUCUAAGAGUUCACUUUCCCACACCCUCCUAGUUUCUUGUUUUUCUAUUUUGUUUAAAUUUUAAUAUAUUUAGUCUUCUUGAUGAUGGAAAAUUUAAAUGUUCCCCACCUUUUUUUCAGUUGAUAAUUGAAUUUGAGGAGUCCUCUGGCCAUUGGGAGAGGAUAUUAUGUGCCAUCAAGUAUCCAUUUAUGUAUUCUUCUUUGGACUUUGUGGCUAUUGAUGGAUGCAACAUGCACCAUCAAGGCUUCACAUACCAU